Messenger RNA from Miscanthus lutarioriparius, 825 nucleotides. NCBI's taxonomy places the organism in Eukaryota, Viridiplantae, Streptophyta, Magnoliopsida, Poales, Poaceae. The record is from the annotation of a GenBank genome assembly.
AUGGCGUCCACGACGGCAGCUACAGACGCGAAGCCGGCACCGGCCGCUGGCGGUCCGCAGCUGAAGCUGCUGGUGGACCGGCGUUCGAGGCGCGUGCUGUACGCGGAGGCCCGCAAGGACGCGGUGGACUUCCUGAUCGGCCUGCUGCGCGUGCCCGCGGGCCUCGCGGCGCGCGAGCUGGCCAAGCACGGCGAGCCCGCGCCGGGCUCCCUGGGCUCGCUCUACGCGGGCGCGCUGGCGCUGGACGACGAGUUCUUCGCCUCCGGCAGCUCGCCCAACCGCGACGCGCUGCUCAGCCCCGCGGCGCUGCCCUCCGCCGCGCUCCCGCUGCUGCUCGGCGGCGCCGAGGGCGCGGUCUCGUCGCCGCUGGCGCCUCCUCCCACGCCGCAGCGGUACUUCCGGUGCAGCGCGUACAUGAACCCGUGCCGCGGGAACCCGACGAACGUGACGGACGUGUCGGGCCUGCCGUGCCCCGCGUGCCGGCAGCCGAUGACCGUGGAGAUGCGGCUGGCGCCCGGGGACGCGCAAGGCAAGCUGGCGCUUGCGCAGGCGCAGGAGGCCGCGGGGCUCGGCGCCGGCGGGUACGUGAGGGAGGUGGUGACAUACCUGGUGAUGGAUGACCUUACCGUGGGGCCCAUGUCCACCAUCUCCGCCAUCAUGCUGCUCAAGAAGUUCGACGUCAAGGACUGCUCCGCGUUGGAGGAGAUGACCGUUGAGCUCGGCACAAAAGAGGCCGUGAUGCUCCUCAAGGCGUCGCUGCAGUCGUCGACGGCGCUGACGGAUGUCUUUAGCGGUGGCGUCUCCAUUGACAGGAUUGGCGGUUAA